CAUCAAAAUCAACCGUGUGAAUCGUGGUUUUCCUGCGUUUUCUGCCAUUUUACUCUUCCCCUUCCACAAUUAUUUUCUUUGACCAUUUACUCUUUCUCUCUCCCUCCUGUGGUUUUCCUUUAUAAGCUCAUUUCUUCUUCUUCUUUCUUCUUCUUCUCCUCCUUCUUCUUCUUCACCUCUGGUGCCCAGCUCAUUUCUACUUCCCCUUAGUAAAAGGACCCAGCUCCGUCUUGUCCAUUCUCUGCAAUCCUUCACUCCUCCAACCCAUUCACACCCCCACCCACAAUGGCAAACGUCACUUCUUCUUCUUCUUCUUUCUCGUCGGAGAAUCCAGCGGUUUCAGCUGCAUCCUCAUCCUCCGGGGCCCCCGAAGACGUUUUCGAAGACGCCUGCAGUAUAUGCCUUGAGCCCUUCACUACCGCCGACCCGUCCACUAUUACCAGUUGCAAACAUGAAUACCAUCUUCAUUGUAUCCUUGAAUGGUCUCAAAGAAGCAAAGAGUGCCCCAUAUGUUGCCAGUUACUUGUCUUAAGGGACUCUGCCAGCCAAGAGCUUCUAGCUGCAGUUGGUAUUGACAGGCACUCAAGGUCAAGAAACAGUUAUUCUGCUGCUCCCACAUCUCUUCAUGGUUUCUGUGAGGACUUUGAUGUCGGGCAUGACAUACCUAAUUCAGAUGUCUCUGAUUUUGAUGAGCGUAUAAUGCAGCAUCUGACUGCUGCUACUAGUAGAGCUCAAUAUGUUUGUAGAAGGGAAAGGGAGAGAUAUACUGGGAAUGGUCCUUCCCAAGUUCUUGCUUUCACCUCUCCCACAAAUAUGUCACGGCAACCAUAUGCAGGUUCACCAGAAGAUUGCCCAAAUUUAAGUUACGAAUCGACUGGGGGUCAAUCAGCAUCUUUGGACAUACGUUCUGCUGACAACUUUGAACCUCCUGCAUCUGUGGAUGUUAAUUUGGUCUCCAGUACUCCUCUCAACAGAGAUAUCCCUUUUAAUCCCAGCAUUCUUUAUUGCCAGCCACCAUCAGAUAGUCCAAGAAGACCAAGUGCAUCUGAGAUGUUCUCCUUUCCAGAGACACUCAAAUCUAAACUGUCUGCUGCUUCAUCUAGAUACAAGGAAUCAAUCUCAAAAAGUACCCGAGGCUUUAAGGAGAAGCUGCUUGCUCAUAAUAACUCAGUAAAGGAGCUAGGCAAAGAAGUUCAGCGUGAGAUGAAUGCAGGAAUUGUUGGUCUUGCACGAAUGAUUGAACGCCUGGAUCUUAAUUCAAAGCAAUCUGGAUCAUCUGUUCCUGUUUUCAGUUGUACUGGAGGAACUUCAAACCUCUCCUUCAAAGGGAAGGGUGUGGAAGGAAAUGUUGAUGCACGGUCACUUGACAAAAUCUCUGGGAAAAUUGCUUGUGAUUUAAGUCCAAAUGCAACCUAUAACUCUGGUGCUAUACAUGGACAAUCAGGAAAUCCUCAUCCACAGAGUGGAUAUUGAUGCUGGUACUGGCUCUUCAACUGAACUGUGCUAUAUGAGCUCACUGCAAGGCAUAUGGUGCAAGCGACGAAAUGUGUUUGAACCAAUCCGCUGGUUCGUUAACAUCCUGCAUUGCCUACCUAUAGUCUAUAUACAUGCGAAGUGGAAAACUUUAUUGAUCGGACCAUAUCUUGUCCUGCCCCUAGUGUUCUCCUUUCUUCUCCAAGUAAGUUUUAAAUAGAUAGCAGAUAAUUCCGACUUCCUAUUAUCUCCCAUUUGCAAUGUUUUUUUUUUUUUUUUUUUGAAGUUUUAAUUGCGUUUUUUUCAUGUGGGAGCAGUGAGUCAUUUGAAAAGCAGUGAA
Molecule: messenger RNA, 1813 nt
Organism: Juglans microcarpa x Juglans regia
Lineage: Eukaryota; Viridiplantae; Streptophyta; Magnoliopsida; Fagales; Juglandaceae
Product: E3 ubiquitin-protein ligase RHF1A-like
Molecular function (GO): ubiquitin-protein transferase activity
Source: RefSeq, a predicted model, not a curated record